GGCGCUGCUCCCUCUUUCUUUCUCGGUGUACCUUGAACAAUAGUUGAGCAAUCAAAGAGUAAACACCAUCCAAAAGCCUAAAAAAAGGGUCAACCCAAGCGAAAAAAGGCAAAGACGAUCCCCAAAUCGAGGCAUUCUAUCAUCUCUCUUCUUUCCCUCUUUUUCUUCUGCACUGUUUCUUCUUUGCAACUACCUUUUAUAUCACAGCUCUACUACUACUACCACCACCACCACCACUACUACUCUUAUUCUAUAUACAUAUAAACCUGCGCGUGCGCUUAGGCCAACUUUUACGUAAGAAAAAUCAUGCAGCAACCUUCCAACUACUACCAACCUCCACAACAAGCUUACUUGCUUGCCCAACAGCAGCAACAGCAGCAACAACAGCAACAGCAACAACAGGCUGCAGCGGCUGCCGCAGCAGCAGCAGCAGCAGUACAAGCUACCACUACUUCCAACAAUAACAACGACAAGGAAGAUAUUGACGACGAUUCAGACGAUGAUAGCAGUAAACCUGGAAACAAGCGAAGCGGACGACGUAAAAUUAAGAUCGAAUAUAUCGAAGACAAGUCGCGACGUCAUAUCACGUUUUCAAAGCGUAAGGCAGGCAUCAUGAAGAAGGCAUAUGAAUUAAGCACGUUGACCGGUACCCAAGUGCUGCUAUUGGUGGUAUCUGAAACAGGCUUGGUGUACACCUUCACCACGCCGAAACUCCAGCCCCUGGUCACAAAGCCCGAAGGCAAGAACCUGAUCCAGUCGUGCUUGAAUGCUCCCGACACAAUGGAUAAUGGCACAAACGAACCAUCCACAUCCAUGUCACGUAUGCAGCAGCACCAGCCGGCAGCAGACAAGGAUAAUACUCGGGCGUACGGUGGUUUGGCAGCGGCUGCUCCUCCUCCUCCUCCUCCAUCUUCUACAUCUUCGAACGCUCCAUCAUCAUUCGGAUAUCCUGCGUAUCUUCAACAACAGCAACGACCGGAUUCAGGAGGUGCUAUUCCAAGAUAAUAACUUUCUUUAUAAAUCGAUCCACACGCCCCUUAUUGGUUUUGUAAUGUUGUCUAUAUUUUUUUCUUUACAUCCACAAACGUAACUUUUUCU
Molecule: messenger RNA, 1098 nt
Organism: Zychaea mexicana
Lineage: Eukaryota; Fungi; Mucoromycota; Mucoromycetes; Mucorales; Lichtheimiaceae
Exons: 3
Coding region: 307-1005 (232 amino acids)
Biological process (GO): positive regulation of transcription by RNA polymerase II
Molecular function (GO): DNA-binding transcription factor activity, RNA polymerase II-specific; protein dimerization activity; RNA polymerase II cis-regulatory region sequence-specific DNA binding
Source: RefSeq, a predicted model, not a curated record